Apus apus (common swift) is the source of this 825-nucleotide messenger RNA. RefSeq names its product fibroblast growth factor 20 (gene FGF20). Gene Ontology annotation, cellular component: cytoplasm. Gene Ontology annotation, molecular function: growth factor activity; fibroblast growth factor receptor binding. Bases 1 to 654 code for a protein of 217 amino acids. The transcript is spliced from 3 exons. NCBI's taxonomy places the organism in Eukaryota, Metazoa, Chordata, Aves, Apodiformes, Apodidae. The record is from RefSeq and is a predicted model, not a curated record. Gene Ontology annotation, biological process: cell differentiation; positive regulation of protein phosphorylation; positive regulation of cell population proliferation.
AUGGCUCCGCUGGCCGAGGUGGGGGGCUUCCUGGGCGGCCUGGACGGCCUGGGGCAGCCGGUGGGCGCCCACUUCCUGCUGCCGCCCGCCGGAGAGCGUCCGGCGCUUCUCGGGGACCGCCGGGCGCCGGCAGAGCGGGCGGCCCGCGGCGGGGCUGCGGCGGCAGCGGCGGCGGCAGCAGCGGACCUAGCGCACUUGCAGGGCAUCCUGCGGCGGCGGCAGCUCUACUGCCGCACCGGCUUCCACCUGCAGAUCCUGCCCGACGGCAGCGUGCGCGGCACCCGCCAGGACCACAGCCUCUUCGGUAUCCUUGAAUUCAUCAGUGUGGCAGUGGGACUGGUCAGUAUUAGAGGUGUUGACAGUGGCCUUUACCUUGGAAUGAAUGAGAAGGGAGAACUCUAUGGCUCUGAGAAACUAACUUCUGAAUGCAUCUUCAGGGAACAGUUUGAAGAAAACUGGUACAACACUUAUUCAUCCAAUGUGUACAAACAUGGAGAUUCAGGAAGACGAUACUUUGUAGCACUUAACAAAGACGGUACUCCCAGAGAUGGGGCAAGGUCCAAAAGACACCAGAAGUUCACACAUUUCUUGCCCCGGCCUGUGGAUCCUGAAAGAGUUCCAGAACUGUACAAAGAUGUGUUAGGAUACAGCUGAGGAAGGAGGCAACUUCGGAAAAAAAACCCAUAGUGGAGCUGUUGCCCCUACUUCCAUGGCAAUACCAGCAUGAGGAACCUGCAGAGGUCUAGGGUGUUGGGUUGGAAGAAGCCACUUUGUGAUGGGCAAGCGUCAGUUUUCUAACCUUUGGAUUUAGGAGACAAAGCUUUA